AUGGACGAGAAAAUGAAGGAUCCCUCGGAAGCAGAAAAUGCCCUUACAGAGGAAAAGGGCGAUAUCGUCCCGUUUCGAAGGGAUACCACUCAGAGAGGCCUCAAAUCCCGACAUGCUCAGAUGAUAGCCCUUGGCGGAACAAUUGGCACAGCCCUCUUUGUAGGAUCGGGUCAAUCUCUGCACAUGGGUGGUCCAAUCUUCUUAGUCGCGGCCUAUAUCUUCCUCACGCUGUUGGUGUUCGGUAUCGUCACAGCAACGACCGAAAUGUCAUCUUACCUACCGGUUCCGGGAUGUUCGAUGGCCUAUUACGCGUCCCGCUUCCACUCCAGUAGCUUAGGAUUUGCCCUAGGCUGGCUUUAUUGUUAUGUUUUUGUUAUCGAAGUACCUGCGGAGAUCACCGCAGCUACUCUCAUCGUCCAGUAUUGGCACCCUGGGGUGCAUGUUGCGAUCUGGAUUUCUAUCUUUCUGGUCCUAAUGGUCGCCCUCAAUUGCUUUCCGGUCAAAGUUUACGGUGAAACCGAGUUCUGGUUUGCAUCUGUCAAGGUAAUGGGUAUCAUCGGCUUGCUUAUUAUGGCGGUGGUACUUAUUUUGGGCGGCGGACCAAAGCAUGAACGGCUGGGAUUCCAUUAUUGGACACAUCCAAGUCCUGUGAAUGAGUAUAUCACGACUGGAGAUUCCGGUAGACUCUGCGCAUUUAUAUCUACUACCUGCUUCUCGAUGUUUGCUUUCGCAUUCGCCCCCGAAUUGCUGGUCGUGACCGGCGGAGAGAUGCAGAAUCCUCGCCAGAACCUCCCGAAAGCGGGGAUCCGCUACUUUUAUCGUCUUGUUAUCUUUUACGUGCUCGGUGCUAUUGCUAUCAGCAUGAUUAUCCCAAGCAACAACCCCCAGCUGUUAGGGGGUGGAUCUGGUGCUGGCGCUUCUCCCUGGGCAAUCGCUGCUCGAAUCGCCGGCAUCAAAGCUCUUGAUUCCAUUAUAAACGCAAUUAUUCUGAUUUCUGCCCUCUCGUCGGGAAAUUCAUUCCUGUAUCUGGCAAGCCGUUCCCUAUAUUCGUUGGCCUUGGCAGAAAACGCGCCUCGGCUUUUCACAAAGUGCACGAAAUCCGGGGUUCCAUAUAAUGCAGUCGCUGUUUGUUCGGCCCUGUCAGGCCUUGCAUAUCUCAACAUUUCCAACACGGGAGCGAUAGUCUUCAACUGGUUCGUGAAUCUCAUCAAUACUGGCGGAUUUCAGAGUUGGAUUUGUGUGUGCAUCGUCUACCUCCGUUUCCGCAAGGCGACUGCUGUGCAAGAAGUGUCUGACUUUCCAUUUCGAUCGCGGUUUCAGCCGUAUGUGUCAUACAUUUGUGGAGUAUGUUUUACUUUGCUUCUACUUCUUAACGGCUACGCUAGCUUCCUAAGCGGCCAGUGGAAUAUUUCCAACUUCUUAACUGCCUACAUUGGUAUUCCCAUCUUCUUGGCUCUUUACUUGGGACAUCGUCUCUUUGUCAGAUCCGAGCCCUGGGUUCGUCAUGAGGAGGAAGUGGACUUGGUCUCAGGAUUACCAGAGAUCCUCGCUAGCGAGACGCCUGAGCAAAGGUCGGCAGUAAGAUGGUACCAAUUUUGGAGAGUGCUGUACGAGUAG
This is a messenger RNA of Penicillium lagena, 1617 nucleotides long. RefSeq lists its product as uncharacterized. NCBI's taxonomy places the organism in Eukaryota, Fungi, Ascomycota, Eurotiomycetes, Eurotiales, Aspergillaceae. Gene Ontology annotation, cellular component: membrane. The record is from RefSeq and is a predicted model, not a curated record. The transcript has a single exon. Gene Ontology annotation, molecular function: amino acid transmembrane transporter activity. The coding region runs from base 1 to 1617 and encodes 538 amino acids. Gene Ontology annotation, biological process: amino acid transmembrane transport.